Messenger RNA from Tachysurus vachellii, 2397 nucleotides. RefSeq names its product cysteinyl leukotriene receptor 3 (gene cysltr3). Gene Ontology annotation, biological process: G protein-coupled receptor signaling pathway. The record is from RefSeq and is a predicted model, not a curated record. NCBI's taxonomy places the organism in Eukaryota, Metazoa, Chordata, Actinopteri, Siluriformes, Bagridae. Gene Ontology annotation, cellular component: plasma membrane. The transcript is spliced from 2 exons. Gene Ontology annotation, molecular function: G protein-coupled receptor activity. The coding region runs from base 189 to 1268 and encodes 359 amino acids.
GUUACAUACUGCUGUCUGAGUUAAGGGGAGACUCGACACAACCCUGCACUCCGAAUGAAGACGAGAGGAUUUUAUGCACAAACUGGAUCUGGAAAGGAAAUGUCCACUCGGGUUUCCACUGCAUGGACUUUCUAACACUUUAUCGGCGUUUUUCCGUGUGUUGAUGAGGAGUAAGGGCUCUGUCAAUAAUGGCCGGUUCUGUUCUUGGGAAUUAUGAUUCUAUAAAUCAAACCAACUGCACCCACUUCAAAUACAUAGCGUACACUGUCACUUAUACCAUAAUGGUUCCAUUUGGACUUUUCAGUAAUUUGGCUGCUCUGUUUGUGUUCUUGAGGGAGACAACUAAGAAGUCAGCCAGCACUGUGUUCAUGACUAAUCUGGCUAUUUCUGAUGUUUGCUUCUCCUUAACGUUGCCCUUUCGCCUGAUUUACUACUUUAGGGACUGUCACUGGGACUUUUGGGACUGGCUGUGUCGCUGGUGUGUGUACUCCUUCUAUGUUAACCUCUAUACCAGUGUGCUGUUUCUCACAGGACUAAGCGUUCUGCGCUAUAUUGCUGUGGUGCACCCCAUUCGAAAUAAGAGCCUGGUGACGAAACGGCGGGCCAUUUUGGCAUGUUUAUGCAUUUGGGUGUUUGUUGCGAUUAUGUCCAUUCCUUUCCUGAUGACAGGGACAAAGGAGGCUAACAAUAAAACAAGCUGUUUUGAAAUUAAAAACAUGACAGACUGGAAACGAGUGGAACGACUCAAUUAUUUGGGCCUGGUGUUUGGCUUCUUGAUCCCAUUUAUCACCAUCCUGGGCUGCUAUGGGUGCAUCAUCCAAAGACUAUUUGCCAGUCGGAAGUUACAGAAUCGACGGAAAAAGCAGAGCCAGCGCUGGCGAACGUUGUCUCUAAUCAUUGUUAUUCUCAGCACCUUCCUGCUAUGCUUUGCACCGUACCACAUAGUCCGCACACUUCAUCUGCGGGCUGCUGUAACGGGAAAUAAAGAUCAGGAGACAAAACUGCUCAAGAUUUUAGUCAUCACUUUGUGCAUGGCUGCAGCCAACAGCUGCCUGAACCCCUUAUUAUACUAUUUUGCUGGAGAGAGCUUCCGAACCUCCUUCAGUAGGGCCUCACGCCGCAUGACAAUCAGCUCUUUAAGUGAUAGUAUACGUCUGUCACGAUAUUCGUGGAGCCUGAGGAACCAAACAGGAACCCAGAGGAGGAGGUGUCAGUCCAUAGACAUGGUACAGCAACCAGAGGAAAAGCUGGACUUGGGCAGACAGUAAAUAGAAAUAGAAAAUAUUUGUCAAAUACUAUGGCAUCAAAGAUGAAGUAGAAGCAUAAAUGAGAUUUCCAGAUUUCCAGAAAAAUGCAAGGUCCACCUUACUAAAAAUUAAUAUUACACUAUAUUUGCUUGUUGAAACCUAUAGUUUUUAAUCACUAUAUUAACAUACACAUACAACAGUCAUUUACAUAUUUAUUUGUUUAUUUAUUUAUUUAUUGGUCAUUUUUAAACUGCCUAAAGGUUUCUAAAAUAGCUGAUAUGCAUAAAUAAAUUUAGCUAAAUGCCAAAAUUCGCCAAAAUUUCAGUUUUAGAUUGGAAAUUUUGUAGAAAUACUUGAAGGUUUUAAUGUCUACAUCACAACAAUCUGCCAGUCUAGAAAAGAUCUUUACAUUCUCUGGAACCAACUGAAAAUCCAGCUUUGCCACCCUACAGUGACUAAGCAGCUGGGACUGUCUAUUGUGUUUGAGAUUACGCAAACAUAUAAUUGCACACAGGUAAUUCAGUUAAUUACAUGAAUUUCAUGCUUUAUUUAUCAAAAGCGCAAGAAAAUUUAUUUCAAACAUAUUGAUACAACACUAAUGCUUAUACGAUUUAUAUCAAUAUACAAAUAUCAAAUUCAUUACAGUACAAUAUGGUGGUGUCUUUAUACAGUACCUUACUUCAGUACCACAGAGAUAAAAAUUGCCUGGUUUCCCUUUUCACUUGAUUAACAUUUUGAAAGAACAAUAAUGGAAACAUCUGUUCUGAACCAAUCAGUCCAUUCAUGGCAUAUAAUAAUACGAAAGCUGUGCAUUAAACACAUUGCGUUGUGCUGGUGUGAAAGGUUGCCAGGUGUCACUACAAAAUAUUAAUUCCAUCAUCAGCUCAAUCAACUAUCCAAAUAUUGGAGAAAUUGAAAAUAGAGUGAUAUUUUCUUCUUUGUGUAAGUACUGUAUGUGCAUUGGAAAUCACUGUCACAGAUGUAUUUCUGCUUCAUGCUUUUUUGUUUUUAAAACUCAAUGUGGCAUAAAAUCAGAUAUUUCAGGUAUGUCUGAAGCACAGAGUGGAUUCAGCUGUCAAUGAGUUGUGCUGUAAAAGCCACACCAUCUCACAGCUCUCUGUACUUUAAAUAAAGGUGUUUUUGAAUUCUG